AUUUAAGUGUGUAGUUUAAAACACAUGUGCUCGUAUAGAGUCAAUUGAGCAUAUCUUAUAAAGUAUACUUUAUAACCGCAUAUGUUACAACCUCUGAUAUUAUUUCAAUCUAAUAUAAACAAGGAUGGUUGUUUGUACUGAGUUUCAAGCAAUUGUACUAGCUGGAGGAAAGGGGUCUCGUAUGACCGAACUCACAGCUAAUCAACCAAAAUGUUUACUACCUAUAGGAAAUAAACCAAUGAUUUGGUUUUCAUUGCAACUACUUGAACGUAGUGGAUUUAAAGAAUGUAUUGUCGUAGUAUCAGAAUCAACGAAAAAUGAUGUAUCGUCCUCGUUGGAUAAAUUAAAUUUAAAAAUAAAACUAGACAUAAUAGGAAUACAAGGUGCAGAAGAUCUUGGUACUGCUGAUUCGAUAAGGCUUAUUUCUGAAAAGAUUCACACUGAUGUUUUAGUAUUAUCAUGUGAUUUGAUCACAGAUAUUGAUAUUUCGGAAACAUUAAAUUUAUAUAGAAAACAUAAUGCAAGUAUUACAGCAUUGAUGUUACCAAUAAUCAAAAUACCAGAUGGAUUUGUUACUCCAGGACCUAAAAAUAAACAAAAACCAGAAACAGAUUUAAUUGGAAUAGAUAAUGAAACAGGACGUUUAGUAUUCUUAGCGUCAGCAUCGGAUUUCGAAGAAACUAUCAACAUAUCACGAAAAAUUCUCAGAAAACAUACCAGUUUUACCAUGCUCUCUAAAUUAAUGGAUGCACAUGUUUAUAUUAUCCAAAAAUGGGUUUUGGAUUUUUUAGUAUUUAAUAAAAAUUUUAGUACGUUGAAAGGUGAACUUCUUCCAUACAUAGUUGCUAAACAAUUAUCAAAACCGCCUAAACAAUCUACAGAAGAGAAAAAUAAUUCAAUUGUACAAGUAAACUUGAAAGAAGAUUUGUUCCGUUUUGCUACUGCAAAACCAUUAGACAAAUUAAUAAGCAGAAUGUCUGCAUUUAAUGACCACAGUUAUGAUUUACAAGAAGCUUAUCAUGACGAUAUAAUUAAAUGUUACGCUCACAUUGUGAACAAUGGGUUUGGUUUAAGAGCCAACACUAUACAAAUGUAUCAUCUUGCAAAUUUGAAGAUAUCAGAUUUGUCAUCUAGUAUCAUUAAAUCUGAUUUACUACUGAAUACAUCAUCGUUGGCAACUGUUAAAAGUACACAAGUAAAUAAUUGUAGUAUAGAUGACAAUGCAUUUGUCGAUGAAAAAACGUCCCUUAAAUUUAGUCACAUUGGUCUUAAUACAAUUGUUCAAACAAAAACCAGAAUCUCAAACAGUAUUAUAAUGGAUAAUGUAACUAUCAAAGAAAGAUGCUCGAUACAAAACAGCAUUUUAUGUAAUGGGUCUAUUAUCGAGGAAGGUACCGAAUUAAAGGAUUGCAUAGUUGGUGCUCAACAUGUUGUAACAUCCAACAGUCAACAUUCUCAAGAAGUUUUAACCGAAGCUGACAGAUUAAUAGAAAUUUAAUUAUUAAUAAUGAUUUAUAAUUGAAAUUAAAUUGUGACUAAAUAAAUAC
Polistes dominula (European paper wasp) is the source of this 1547-nucleotide messenger RNA. RefSeq names its product eukaryotic translation initiation factor 2B subunit gamma (gene eIF2Bgamma). Gene Ontology annotation, cellular component: guanyl-nucleotide exchange factor complex; eukaryotic translation initiation factor 2B complex. Gene Ontology annotation, molecular function: guanyl-nucleotide exchange factor activity; translation initiation factor activity. NCBI's taxonomy places the organism in Eukaryota, Metazoa, Arthropoda, Insecta, Hymenoptera, Vespidae. The record is from RefSeq and is a predicted model, not a curated record. Gene Ontology annotation, biological process: cytoplasmic translational initiation; biosynthetic process.